AGAGGCUACAGCGAAAUUGUGGUGUACGCUCAACAAAAUAACUUAAGGCUGAUGUGGUGUCUCACUCUUGCACAUGCUCUGACAGUGGAACACAAAACUGAUCAAAUCGAAGUACUAUAUUCUAAUCGAUAGUUGGUGGCCAUAUCAAUGGCAAUAGAAAAGGAAACCAUCGAUUACAAUGGAAAGCUGCCACCUUUUAACUGGACAAUAAUUUUAGUAAAUUACCAAUUAUCGUGGCCGACAAAACUUUAAACAAUAGGGAACAAUGAAAUAUAUUAGCAUAUGCCUGGCUGUGAUAUUCCUUUUUAGUUGCAGCUUCCUCUUCGGCAAGAUCCAUGGUGAGUCCUCUGGCCAAGUUUGUGCUCUGUUCAAGUCUUUUGUCAUCUGUUUUCAUUUGUGUCUUCUGCGUCGCUGUUACCAGUGCCGCUCCCGCGGCGACCUGGGAAGCUGUAAGGACCCCUUUAAUUUCAACGCCACCGACGUGGACCACGAGCCCGGCCUGGCUGCCAUACCCUGCGCCAGCGGCUGGUGCGGCAAGGUAAUCGAGGGCGGCGGCACCUACGCCAUCGACGACUACGACCUUGCCAUCCAGCGCAUGUGCGUCCAGCGCGGCCCCGAUGACAACAUGGACCGCUGCGCCGACACCAUCUACAACUACAAGAAGGUCUACAUGUGCUUCUGCCAGGGUGAUCUCUGCAACAAGGGGCACAGCUGGACGCAGCCCUCAGGCCGACUGGUGCUCAUGUUCCCUCUCUUGGCAGUCCUUCUGCCGUUCUCUCGUCUGCUCUGAUGCACUUAAUUAGCCUUAAGCCUAGGGAAAUAAACGUAUUUUUUUACUACUUUAUUAUGAAAUGAGAAAA
Molecule: messenger RNA, 860 nt
Organism: Drosophila pseudoobscura
Lineage: Eukaryota; Metazoa; Arthropoda; Insecta; Diptera; Drosophilidae
Gene: rtv
Product: QVR superfamily protein rtv
Exons: 2
Coding region: 266-790 (174 amino acids)
Biological process (GO): sleep; positive regulation of voltage-gated potassium channel activity; regulation of synaptic transmission, cholinergic
Source: RefSeq, a predicted model, not a curated record